This is a messenger RNA of Exophiala bonariae, 3762 nucleotides long. RefSeq lists its product as uncharacterized. Bases 1 to 3762 code for a protein of 1253 amino acids. The record is from RefSeq and is a predicted model, not a curated record. Lineage: Eukaryota; Fungi; Ascomycota; Eurotiomycetes; Chaetothyriales; Herpotrichiellaceae. The transcript has 2 exons. Gene Ontology annotation, molecular function: protein binding.
AUGACACCCAAAGUGCUGGUGCGUCCUGCUUCCAGAGGCAGUUCGAGGGAAUCUUACGACGGAAUCUCGCCUCAGCCACUCGACCUAAAUCAUGAGGCUCCAACUUCUCCGUCUCGGUCACAUGAUCAUCCACCGACCAUCGAUUUUCAGCCAGAAUCUCCAGCCACCAUUCGUUCAAAUCAUCAGAGCAGUCGCAAACCCGCGGUGAAGUUCCACGAGUUGCCGGUCAAAGCGAUCUCCAGGAUUCUUUGGUCGGUGGAUGCCAAUGAUUUUGCCUCUUUGGCCAUUCUCAAUCGCGCUUGGUACGCCGUUGCGCAAGACCGGGAUCUCUAUGCACAUCAUCUUUCUCGGUGUCCCUCCUACGCUCUCGCCAAUACCGUCAUCACCGGGCCGUUUCGAAAAAACGAUCUGUACCGGUUGAAAUCAAAGUUUGCCGCAGAGGUCCGCCGAAAUCUAUUCCAGGCUUAUCUUCGUCCUCGGCAGACGCUCAUCAACCUGAUCUCGGUCAAUGCAAGUUCAUCGGCCGCAUUGCCUGGCGCGGAAGCUUUCCGGUUCGCCUUUUCGCCCAAUGGUCAGACCAUCCUCGCUCUGAGCUCCUCGAGGAUCUAUGUCAUCGAUGCGACCACGGACCCUAUUGGUGUACGGAAGGAGCUGAAGACUCAGAGAAGACCUCUCUCGGCUUCUGUCACUGACGAUGGAACCAUUCUCGCCGUGCUCUCCUCACGGCAUCAGGCCAAUAUCUACAACAUUGGUCCUGACGGGGUCAAACAUGUCCAGGUCCUCGUCAUGGACAACCCACCAAGGACGAUUGCGCUCGCGCCCGAAGGUACCGUUCUCGCAGCCGCUUACGAAGGUGGUGUGGAGGUAUUUUCUUUGGCCCCCAGCGCUCUAUCCACGGAUCGACGAGCAGUACGAAGCGAAGGAGUCGACAUCCUGGGUUUCUCGGGAGACGGUUCGAUGUUGGUAGGUAGCACUCAAAGUCUCGAAGAACCGUCGUCGGUUGUCAUUACGGCACCGUUUUACACCGAGAACGAUCUACCGCCCAAGGAAGUCCACAGUCGUAUGUGGACUACCCAGAUUCUCUUUCCCCAGAUCAGCAGUAUCUGCAGUCAUGCAGAACUACUUCAAGGCCAUACAGAGGGAGAUGCCAACUGGCUGUUUGCAUACGACCACACCUUGAUGUCGUAUCGAGCUGUUCGAACGGACGACACACGCACGGGCGUGGCCUAUUUCCUGAAUCCUGCCAGCGCACGGCGCUUUAGUUUACCCGCACCGUCAACGGCGCCAACGGCGACUGUCUGCGGCACACUGGUCGUUGCAGCUUUCAGUGGGAGUGGCCUGUGGAUCUACGGUGUCCCAGAAAAACUCGACGUGAGCCCUGAUAUGGGUUCCGUGGUCGAAAGCCACGAAAAACGUCUUCACGGACGGGGGGUCUCUUUGACGUCGGCGACCGGUCACAUGGAACCCUUGAUGGCGUAUUCACCGUCCAUAUCAGGAAGCAGUGAAGACUUCGAAGACGAUUCGAUCGCUGCCAAAGUCGACUGGCGAGAGAGUCUGUUUGUCAAAUGCCAGCAAAUUCGUAGCAUCGACGGUUGUACGGCAGUCAAAUGGGUCGAGAAAAGUGACGACCGCCCCUGUGCUUUUAGUGGGAAGAGGUUGGUCGUGGUGGCCCCCGGAGGCGUCAACCAGUUUGUGGAAGAAUUGGGUGACGAGACCAUGCCGGUAGAUGGCUCUCGUGUCUCGAUCCUCGAUUUUGAUUAUGCCCCUUCAAUGGCAGCUGACCGUGAAAUCACAAUCGAAGUUGGUGAGGAAGAGCCCGAGCUUCUGACGGAACAGAUUGGCGACAUGGAUAUUGAGGUCGCCAUGGAGCGACGGCGGACGGUCCGGCAAAGAGGUGGAAGGGGAAUGCCUCUUGGUCGCUCGAUCACAACUGCGUCACCCUCUCAGGGGUUGUGGAAUCAGCGACGUCAAAGUUCAUCACAGCCAAACUCUCCUCUCGAUGUAGAUGCACAGAUCGAGAGGGCACAGGCACAGGCACAGGCUGAAGCGGCCCGUUCGCCUCGAACUCCCUCCUCGGCCACUCUGCACCGGUCUGCCACCGCCGCUGGAUUCACUACCGCUCGGUAUCCACCCCGACCCCCUCUCGCUGCGCCAGGCGAUGACAGCGGGCAUGUUAUGUACCACCGAGCUCCUGGGCAAAUGUAUCCGCCGGGGGAUGGCUGGGAGUCUCCCCCUCCUCCAUACACCAACAACAGCCACGGAUCGCCACAUCUUCAUCCAGGAGCCAUGCUCGGCUCUCCACUAGUACAACCGCGUCAAAUGCAAGGCCCACCUACGUCACCAAUGCCCUUGCUGGGUAUUCCAGAGAACGUCAACCUACAAAUGCGCGGGCAGGGACAACCAUCCUCAUUUACUGCUAACCACGUUCCCCCCAUGCCUCCGACACAGACACAGCGUCCAUUCCAAGUCUCCCCAUUUGCGGCCCAGAACGUCUCUCCCAUAACCCCGAUGGGUGGGAGUGGUAUCAACGGGCUACCACAACCCAAUCACUACGGUGGAGCUCCUCCAAGAAGUGUGUCUGGACCCAGCAUCGUCUCGAGUGGAUCCAACGGACCGUUACCGCCCAUGAAUCCAGCAUUCGGCGUUCCUGUCCUGCCUGUUUCGAGAGAUUCUUCCUCUCGGCCAGUCUCUCACGAUGGGAGACCGUCUCCCUUUCAGACCCCAAAUUCUCAGCGCGUUCCAGGUGAUCACCCACGUCCCUCACCACCACCUAUGGACAGCCCUGUCAUUUCUCAACAGCAACAGGCACAGAACCGCCUAUCAAACUCCUCCGUGACCCUCACGGGUGCAAAUUUGCAAGCUCGACUGAAUCACCCCGUCCCACCAACACCUCCAUCGCUGGAGCAACUGCGCCCUUCACAAGAGAGCCAGCGGAGACAUCAGGUAGCGCAACCGAACGGCCUGACCCAACCGCCCACUCAGGCUACGCCUGGAAUGCCAUAUGGUUUAGGAUUUGGGCCAGGCGAUCCCAUGGCCAAUGUGGCCCGCCAGCCGUCAUCUGCUCAGCGAAAACCCGUGCCGUACACUGCAACUAACGGCGGCGCUUAUGCGACCCAGAACAACCCAAAUCGAAAUUUUAGUGGUGGCCCCAUGGGUCAGAACACUCAGAACUCGUCGAUGAACAAUGGAUGGAACGCACCAGGCGGUGCGGGUUUACCGGCAUUCCACAAACAACUGGGUCUGCCAAAUGGGGACAUCAGGCACGGUUCUCGAGGCAGCGGAAACUCGAACCCAAUGUCAUCGUCCACUCCCGACCUCCUGGCCGGGAUGAACCACCAACGACCGAUGCCCGGUCGGCUCGACACGGGUCAAGGUCCGCUUAGACAGACAGACCCUCGACUCUAUCCUAACCACCCAGGCCAUGUCCCUUCAGCUUCCACGGGCAUGUACGGCUACCCACAGCAACCCAACCAUAACCCACAACUCCACUCCCAACCAUCCCUCCAAGCCCCUUACCUCCAGCAACCCGGCCAAAUGCCAGGAUCAUGGCUGACUCCAGAUGCCCCUGAACUGCGCGGCCGACGAGUCUCAUCCGAUCCGACCAUGCUGGAAACACCGUCGAAGAAGAAGAAAGCAAAGCGGAAGAAAGGCGACCCGAUCGCCGGCCCCGGCAGAUCCCAGACACCCAUGCCGGGGCCGGAGGCAAGCCAGCAACAACAACAACCUCAGGGGAAGAAAUCAAGUCGCUGUGUGGUAAUGUGA